Messenger RNA from Homarus americanus (American lobster), 1886 nucleotides. Its product is annotated as lachesin-like. The coding region runs from base 451 to 951 and encodes 166 amino acids. The record is from RefSeq and is a predicted model, not a curated record. The transcript is spliced from 6 exons. Lineage: Eukaryota; Metazoa; Arthropoda; Malacostraca; Decapoda; Nephropidae.
AGACAGCGUAGAGAGAGCACGUUGGCCCCGAACGCUCCUACCCUCACGGUCACUUGUAAAUACUGACGUUAAAGCCGUGAUUGUAACGUUUUAUGGUAAUUGUGGCCCACAGUCGCUGUCAAAGCCGUGAAUCCCCCUAAAAAAAAUCCUAAAAUCAUAAUUAAUAACUUACAAAAAAUAAAGAAAAACUAAGAUAAUUUAUUAACAGAAAGUGGAAUUAAAAGUGACAGAAAUUUAUCGCUGGAAAUAAAAAUCUCCGUAAGAGUUACCAGAUGACCAUGACCGCCAUACCUUAUAACCCAUGACAACUCACUUAACUGUGUUGGUCAUAACGAGUGGAGGAUCGUAUAGUAGAUAGUGAGGAUAAAUAGAUAUAUAGAACGAUAAUAAGAGAAGAAGAAGACGUGGUGAUAAAGCAAGGAGGGAAGAGGAAAUAAAAUAAACACAAAAAUGAAGCCCACAGCGAACUUGUACUUGGCGACGCUGUGGCUGGUGUCUCUAAAAGGGGUAUGUGGCGGUGGUCUGCCCAGAGUGUGGUGGCAGCCCGGUACCGCCGUCGAGGAGGGUGACACCAUCCAGCUACAGUGUCAGGUGGCGUCGGAGGUGGCGGGGCCGGCCAUCUGGUUGAAGCUUGACCCAUGGGACCCCAACAAUCACAUCCUACUGUCUCACGGUGACCUUAUCAUCACAGAGGACCCCAGGUUCUCUGUCCUACAUAUCCCAGAGAGGAACGUUUAUGUAGUCAAGAUCCGUGAAGUGUCAGCCGCUGAUGCUGGCAGCUACCAGUGUCAGGUGCCCGUCAGCUCAGAUGAGGAGGAGCUGCGUGUGGAGGCCGCCCCUCCUGUUGUGGUAACACUACUCAAAGACAGCCAAGAACAGUCAUCAGCAAGGCCAACCCACAGCUACACCCUCCUGAUUCUCAUCUGCUUACUGGCGGGUCUGGGCAGAUAAGUUGUUUGGAAAUAAGGAAGGGAUUAGAUUAUAUGUGAAGAUACUUAAGGAUUUGAUUUUGUGAUAAUAAUAUGUAUGUGAUUAAUAACAUGUGAAAUAAUAUUGGUGAUAUAUUGAUGUUAGAGUUCUUGUUAUACUAUGGGUGAUAAUAUAUGUCGUAAGCUAACAGAGUAGGAAGUGUGUGAGGUUGUGAAUGCCUGGUCUGUUGACUGGAGAAUAAGGGUUAGCAAUAUCAGGGUUACCAAUAAAAGCCAAUUGUAAUAAUUGUAUAAAAUUUUCAUUGGAUCUGUCUUUUAUUCCAAACCAUAUUACUAAAGAUAACCAACAGUAUUAGUUUGCCAUGGUGAAGUUAACGACUGUAUUAUUUUAAAAAUUCCUAGAGUUUGUGGAAGGUGUUGCCUUGGACCCAGCUGGGGCUGAGGUGGUCUCUUGGACCUUUACUCUCAUCUGUUGGUCUCCAUUAUCAUGUUAUGGAAUAUUUUAUUGACAACCCUAAGUUGUGUUGAUGUGAGUACCAGGCAUUGUAGUGAUAAAUGAUAUGUGUGCCUGGAUCUGUGAUUUGUGUUAUGUCCUGUUUACCCUCUAUGUAAGUCUGAAUGUAUAGUCAAGUGAUUGUCAGAAGAUGUUUGGUAAUGGGUGAAGUAUUUUUGAUUCUCCAGAAAAUAAGAUUAAUAAUCCCAGGAAGUAACUCACUAAAUCACAGGUACAGUACAGGUACAGUACUGCACCAUAAUAUGUACUGUAUAUAAAUACGAUAUAUAAUACUGUACAGAGCACGAACAGAGACUUGGGAUUACGUAUUAUACAAGAGUUGGUAUACAGUCUAUGAAAAUAAAUAUUGACUACUGUACUGUACUAUUAUUUUUAUGCAAUACUAAUGUUAUGUGAAGUCAUUGUUGCUUAAACUAAUAACUUAAUAAAAUAUUUUACAUUAA